Messenger RNA from Pelagomonas calceolata, 601 nucleotides. The record is from the annotation of a GenBank genome assembly. NCBI's taxonomy places the organism in Eukaryota, Pelagophyceae, Pelagomonadales, Pelagomonadaceae.
AUCUACUUUGGAGCCUGGUUCUCUUACUUAAGUACUUUGAGAGUAGGGAUGCCUAGUCUUAGAGCUAAGAGCGACACAGUAUUGGACACCGCUCCAGAGUUUAAAAGACAACGGGUAAUCGGAAUGCGGCGCGGCCGCUGGCGAGCUUAUUUUGCCAAAUCGGGAAGCCGGCGUCCUCGGGAGUAGCGGGAACGCUCGUUUCGCAUCAGGUCGGGCGGCGUGCGGCGUGCGUCACGCACGUUCGGAACAAGCGACACCGCAGCGGCACAUGCUGCACAUGGUUGCGGAAGCGAUGCUAGGAGCCGACAGAGUCGCCAAGAUCACCAGAAACGGUCCGGGCACGGCGAACUCCUGCCGCGUCGCGGCGCGCGGCGCUCCGACCCAAGUCAUCUCUGGCGGUCGCUCACAGUGGAGAAAUCGUUCACACGGCGCGUAUAGAUGUGCUCGUAAAGCCGCAGGUGGUGGCGUUGCAUACACGCGGACUCAUUUUUCACUCUUACCUACUAGCGGAACUAGCAGAGCUCGGUGCGCGACGCGAGCGGCGCCUCUGCGGAAAUCGCGGCGGCUAGCCGAGUUUGCGACCAAACGGUCGGGCCUCAAC